AUGGUGAAGACUCAAGCUGAAGGUAAAGCAAAAGCUAAAAGAGGGAGACCUUUCAAAAAUCUUAAUAUUUCUGAAGCUUCUACAGCAUCAUCAUCAUCUACAGCGAAAAAACCCAUAAGAAAAGGAAUGGUUAGUCCUAAACAAACUUCUUCCUACUCUGUACAACUAAGUAUUAUGACUAACUCAAGUCCUUUAAAAUCGGAUCAUGCAGCACCUGAUCUAGAGAAACCUUGGUUUCAAGAGCAAUAUCUAUCACUCGCACCAGGCCUCUUAGUCGGCCAAAUAUCAGAUGUAGCUCGCUCUAAUGUGGCUAAUGGAAGACUGGCAAGACACAUAAGACUUGCAAUCCGCCGAAGCAAACAUGACAAGUUGCAACAGCAAGCAACUCUUACUACAAGUGGAAGCCGUCAAGUGAGGAGAAGAAAACCAGAUGUAAAUAAGUGGGAGUUGGUAACAUGCUAUGCUUGUCAAGCUAUUGUCUGGAUUGGUGAGGCUGUGGUGCAGGAGACACGAAAUUCCCCCAGGAUGUUUAGCAUAUGCUGUCAGCAAGGACGUGUGAAGCUGCCACCUAGACGUCAGCCACCAUCACCUUUGAAAGAGCUGUUUGAUAGACCAAGUUUUAUGCUACAGAUUCGAGUGGCUAAUGGAAUGUUAUCAUUCACAUCGAUGGGUGGUCAGAUUGACCACACUGUGACAGGCACUCCUGGACCCUUCGCAUUUAGGCUCCAUGGACAGACUCACCACAGGAUUGGCUCUCUCCUUCCACCUGAAGGCAAUGCUCCACAGUAUCUGCAGAUGUAUAUAGUGGACACAGAGAAUGAGGUAGCAAACAGAAAGAAGGCUUUCAGCAAAGGUACAUCCUCUGUGGAGAUUGAUGACAGUUUGAUAGCUGAUUUAAUCAAGAUGUUGGAUGAGAAUAACCACCUGGCCAAAACUUUCCGUCAUGCAAGAGAUCGUCUUUUAUCCAGUGAUGCAGUUGAGUUCAGUCUCACCUUGGUAAAUCAAAAGCAUAGAGGGAGGCAAUAUGACUUGCCAACUGCUGGAGAGAUUGGUGGCCUUAUAAUUGGUGAUUUCAAUUCAGAAUCGGCAGGUAAAGACAUUGUGGUUGAGUACAAAUCAGCAAAGCUCCAGAGGAUAAGCGAUUUACACCCUCUAUUUAUGAGCCUUCAGUACCCAUUACUCUUUCCAUAUGGAGAAUAUGGUUAUGACGAGAAAAUACUCUAUGAUGUGUCUGUCAACUCAAAUAUAAAAAGAGAAUACAUGACAAUGAGAGAAUAUUAUGCUCACCAGAUCCAAACUAGGCCAUCUGAGGGUAUGACUAUCAUCAAGUCAGGAAGGCUACUACAUCAGUAUAUUGUUGAUACCUACACUGCAACAGAGCAGGAGAGACUUCGGUUUCUCAGACUUAACCAGAAGAAACUGCGAGCUGAAUUAUAUACAAAUGUCUGCGACACCUUAGACAGUGGAGAUACAGAUGCUGCGCACAUAGGGAAAAAAGUCAUACUGCCUUCUUCAUUCCCUGCAGGACCCCGCUAUAUGUCUGAGAAAUAUCAAGAUGACAUGGCUCUCUGUCGUUUUUAUGGUAACCCCAACCUUUUCAUCACAUUCACAGCAAAACCAAAUUGGGUUGAACUGAAAGAGCACCUGGACGCCUACGAAGGUGACUCGCCCAACAACAUACCAGACCUUGAGUGCAGAGUUUUUAAACUUAAGCUUGACGAGAUGAUGUCAGACCUUAAGAAUUGUGUUUUCCUUCCAAAAACGGCUGCAGUAGCCUACACGAUUGAGUUUCAAAAACGGGGACUCCCCCACGCCCAUAUUCUUCUUUGGUUCGAAGGAUUUAGAGGAGAGGCCACAGCAGCAGAUAUUGAUCAGUACAUAUCAGCUGAGCUCCCUGACAGAGACACAGACCGAGAGGGCUUCGAGUUGGUUAAGAGACACAUGAUUCACGGGCUGUGUGGAAAAAGACGGCCACAAUCACCCUGUAUGGAGAAAGGAGAGUGCACAAAGAAGUAUCCUAAAGCCUACUCAAACAACACAAAGAUUGAUAAGUCUGGCUUUGUUGUUUACAGAAGAUGUGUUCAUAGCAGCGCCUACGUUUUGAAAGGAACUGUGGAGCUAGACAAUCAAUACGUGCCUUCGGUGAUGAAACUGGAACUUCACCUUCCAGGGAAGCACAGGGUUCUAAUUGAUCCCAUUAAGAGUUUAGAGCAAGUUCUCUCAAGAGAAAAUAUCGAGAAAACAAUGCUCACUGCGUAUUUUGCUGCAAACGCCAAAUAUGAAGAAGCCAGGGAGCUUACGUACAUUCAGUUCCCAUCCCGGUUUGUCUACCAUAGUGACAUAAAAGAAUGGACACCACGGAAACAUGGUACAUCAAUAGGCCGAGUCCCCUAUGUCCACCCAGCUGCAGGCGACUUAUACUACCUUCGAAUCAUCGUCAGCGUUGUUAAAGGGGCACUUGGUUUUGAGCACCUCGCCACUGUGGGCACUACAACAUUUAAGGAGUAUUGGGAUGCCUGCUAUGCGCUUGGUUUAUUGGACAACGAUAAUGAAUGGCAUGAUGCUAUAGUUGAACCAUCUUUCUGGGCAACAGGUCGUCAGCUAAGGAGGUUAUUCAUCACGAUCUUGAUCUACUGUGAAGUUGGAAACCCUCUUAAGCUUUGGAAUCAUGUGUGGAACAUAUUGGCUGAGGAUAUUUUGUAUAUGAAACAGAGAGAAUUUCAUUUUCCAGGCUUGAUUCUACAGGAAGAGGAGUUGAAGCAGUACACAUUAAUGGAGAUAGAAAGACUCCUCAAAGAGAAUGAUAAAUCACUGGCUGAUUUCCCUGGCAUGCCAAAGCCAAAUAACAGUGUUCUUCAGGAGAUAUCAAACACCGUCCUCCGGCAUGAGCUCAACUAUGACACCGAAAAAGAGGCUGCAGAGCAUGACAAACUUUUUACCACGAUGAAUGAGGACCAGAAAAGCAUCUACAGCUCGGUUAUAGAUUCUGUCAACAACAAAUCUGGCCAGUUGUUCUUUGUUUAUGGGGCUGGAGGAAUCGGAAAGACUUUUUUAUACAGAACUAUUAUUGCCAAACUCCGAUCAGUUGGUAAAGUGGUGAUACCAGUGGCAUCAGCUGGAAUUGCAGCACUGUUAUUACCAGGAGGAAGAACAGCGCACUCCCGCUUCAAGCUUCCUCUCAAAUUGAGCGAAACAUCUCUCUGUGAGAUUAAAUAUGGCUCUAUGUUGGUAAAUCUGAUCUCCAAAACAGACUUGAUCAUAUGGGACGAGGCUCCUAUGGCUCACCGUCAGACUUUUGAAACGUUGGACCGCACACUUAGAGACCUACAAGCUAUGGAGGAUCCAGCAGCUGCUGAUAAACCUUUUGGUGGAAAGACAGUUCUUCUUGGGGGUGAUUUCAGACAGAUUUUGCCUGUUAUAACUCAGGGAUCUAGGCAGGACACAGUCAGAGCUUCUAUCAGUAAGUCGUACCUCUGGCCCUUUGCACGAGUCCACACUUUAACCAUCAACAUGAGACUGAGCCAAGCUGACAAAGAAUUUGCAAAAUGGAUACUCGAAGUUGGUAAUGGAACAACGCCAACUAUGGCAACAGAGGGUAGAUGUGAAGAGGAAAAAAGAGCUAUCUUAGCACCCACAAACGCUAGUGCCAAUGAGAUCAACUCCUAUCUUCUGUCUAAGGUUCCAUCCGCAGAGAAAGAGUAUUUAAGUUCAGACAGUGAUGCUUUUGAGAGCACACCAGAGGAGGAUUUUACAAAUAAUUACACUCAAGAAUACUUAAACUCGCUAGAGUUUCAAGGUUUGCCACCGCAUAAACUAUGUCUGAAGGUUGGUGCUCCUGUGAUGAUGUUGCGCAAUCUGGACCAGUAUUAUGCGCUAUGCAAUGGAACACAAAUGGUUAUUUCACGGUUGGGCCACAGAGUUCUAGAGGCUGAGCUUUUAACAAGGACUCAUGUUGGAGACAGAGUUCUUAUUCCAAGGAUACAAUUAUCCCCAACGGACAGUAUUCAUCCUUUUACUUUUCGCAGAAGGCAAUACCCAAUCAGAUUGUGUUAUGCGAUGACAAUAAAUAAGAGCCAAGGUCAGAGUCUGAAACAGGUUGCACUCUACCUUCGUAGACCAGUUUUUAGUCAUGGCCAGCUGUAUGUUGCUCUCUCACGAGUCACGACUCCAGAAGGAUUGAAGAUACUUGAUGACAGUGAAGGCAUGGCAAGGAAAGACGUUGUUACUAAUAUUGUCUACAGAGAGAUAUUCAGUAAUCUCCAGACCAGUAAGUCACUUAGAACCAAACCCUGA
This is a messenger RNA of Brassica napus (rape), 4293 nucleotides long. RefSeq lists its product as uncharacterized. The transcript has 7 exons. The record is from RefSeq and is a predicted model, not a curated record. Gene Ontology annotation, molecular function: DNA helicase activity. NCBI's taxonomy places the organism in Eukaryota, Viridiplantae, Streptophyta, Magnoliopsida, Brassicales, Brassicaceae. Gene Ontology annotation, biological process: telomere maintenance; DNA repair. Bases 1 to 4293 code for a protein of 1430 amino acids.